Caenorhabditis remanei is the source of this 240-nucleotide messenger RNA. RefSeq lists its product as uncharacterized. Gene Ontology annotation, biological process: protein N-linked glycosylation. The coding region runs from base 1 to 240 and encodes 79 amino acids. The record is from RefSeq and is a predicted model, not a curated record. The transcript has 2 exons. Gene Ontology annotation, cellular component: membrane-bounded organelle. Lineage: Eukaryota; Metazoa; Nematoda; Chromadorea; Rhabditida; Rhabditidae.
AUGGAUAUAUCCAAGAUGGACAGAUAUGCCGCUCCGGUUCACUUCUCGAGCCUUCCUCUCCUGACCACUUUCCUCUGCGGAGUCGGUCUUCUUCUUCUUGCCGCAUUCACCAUGCUCCAGGUUACCGCGACAAAGUACAACCGCAACUUCUUGAAGGAACUCUUCAUUGCUGCCACUGCAUCCAUCUUUCUUGGAUUCGGUUCGGUCUUCCUUCUUCUCUGGGUUGGAAUCUAUGUUUGA